UUAGAAGUAUAGGAAGGGAUUGUUCGUAACGAGUAAAUGUAACUAUGGAAACUGCAUCUAGGCCUCCGUAGGUAACAAACGUUAACGAAUAACAAAGCUAUGCUUGGCGUAUCUAAUUAUGCUUAAGGUUUGAAGGUGGAUAUUAGCCGCUUAGCUAUCUAUUUAAUGAUGGACCAGUACAGUAUUUUGGGGAGGAUUGGCGAAGGAGCCCAUGGAAUUGUUUUUAAAGCAAAGCACAUCGAGACAGGAGAGACUGUGGCCUUGAAGAAAGUGGCCCUUCGAAAGCUUGAAGACGGAAUCCCUAACCAGGCUCUCCGUGAGAUCAAGGCUUUGCAAGAGAUUGAAGACAACCAAUAUGUGGUCAAGCUGAAAAAUGUGUUCCCUCACGGUACAGGCUUUGUCUUAGUAUUUGAGUAUAUGCUGUCAGACCUUUCUGAGGUCAUACGCAACUCCCAGCAACCCCUCUCUGAGUCCCAGGUCAAAGGUUAUAUGCUGAUGCUUCUGAAGGGGGUGGCUUUUUGCCAUGAGAAUUCUAUCAUGCACCGGGAUCUGAAACCAGCUAACCUUCUCAUCAGUUCCACUGGCCACCUCAAGAUUGCAGACUUUGGCUUAGCCAGACUCUUCUCCAAUGACGGCGAGCGGCUCUACAGUCACCAGGUGGCCACCAGAUGGUACCGAGCACCAGAGCUCCUCUACGGUGCCCGGAAGUAUGAUGAGGGUGUGGACCUCUGGGCAGUGGGCUGCAUCUUUGGCGAGCUGCUAAAUAACUCCCCAUUGUUUCCUGGCGAGAAUGACAUCGAGCAGCUCUGUUGUGUACUGAGGGUACUCGGAACGCCCAACCAGCAUGUCUGGCCGGAGAUUACAGAGCUGCCAGAUUUCAACAAGAUCACCUUCAAAGAAAACCCUCCCAUUCCACUAGAGGAGAUUGUGCCUGACACUUCUGCUCAGGCUGUGGACCUGCUUAAGAAGUUCUUGGUCUAUCCCUCCAAACAGCGCAUCAGAGCCAGCCAGGCUCUCCUCCACCCUUACUUCUUCACAGACCCUUUGCCUGCCCACCACUCUGAGCUUCCUAUUCCUCAGCAUGGGGGGAAUCGCUGUCGCCAGCGCCUGCAGCCCCCCCAUGAGUUUUCUGUGGACCGGCCUCUUCACGAGAGUUUGAUAGAUCCUGGACUCCUCCAAGGACAUGCGUGGGGGUACUUCUGAGCCGCCCACCCACCACUAUUUAUUUCUAAAUGUAUCAUUAUUGUUGUUUUUGUUUACAUUUUAAUAUUUACAUAGAAGUAAUUGCCUGCUAAGAUUUCCCUUCCCAUUUUACUGACGGCAAUUUUAUUUUAAAUAAGAUAUUUAUUGGAUGUAUGCUUGUUAUUUCAGGUUCCAAACUCGGGUGACUUAUGUUCUUAUUUAUUCGUGUAGAAUGUCAGACUGUCAUCAGUGUGUCCCCAGUAAAAUCACUACUGAAAAGGAACCAUUCAAGUUCGGAUGGCGAUUAAUAUGUGUGUGUGAUCUUAUGUCAUGGUUGACAAACCGAUGGCUGUAAUCACCAGAGAAGUCUGACCGUGACGUUUCAGAGACUUUUUCCUCAACAUUCUUAGUUCAGGUUCCCCGCAGACAUGAUUGUAGAAGCUUGGCUCUUGUUUUGAAUGGGCCGACACUCUCCACACUGCAGUGGAUCAGUGACAGUGGCCAGUGGUCAGUGUCUUUCUUUUCUUUACUCUUAUAUGGCUUAGUGAUCACUCCACUGUAAUUAACUAUGUCAAGGCUAUCUAUGAAUCAUCCACUGAAAAGACUGGUGGAGCAUUCAGGAAUGGGUAUGUCCAGGACAAGGUUCCAUUGGCAUCUGGCUAGGGCAAUAUCGGACUGCUCUACCACAGAAGUCAGAAGGGAGUUGAUUCAGAGGGGUAUUAUUUUCCAUCCUCAUAAACCCAGAGAUUUCUGGGACCUUUUCUACCUCGAUGAAAGGGCAGUUUCUUGUCUUUUACAGCAUUACCACACAUACAGAUAGCAGUCUAGCCUGUGAGCAUGGCUCAAUGCUAGGGGAGGUUUGAGUGUGUCGUGAUGUUUUCAGACCUCUGAGACCAAACCAUUUUCUUUUUUUUUUUGGUCAGUGGGAUGACUGUGUCUGUCUGUGUGUGGCUGUUAAGGGUGUGGAACCAGAGACGGUUACAACAGAAUACCCCCCCCCCCCCACUCUGUGCUGUUAUUGCUAAUGAAUGAUUGCGAUCCAUAUUUAUUGAAGUUCAAAGGCUUUUUCUUUGCAGCACUUGACUGUUGGGGGGGGGUUACAGUUUGUAGGUCCAUCAUAGAUCCUUAAUUUUGAACUUGCAUAGAGAAAACUGGUAAUGACUCCAGGGAGCUGGGAUUCGGAACCUGGCUGUUAAGGUCCAAAUCAACAUAUCAUUAUCUGGAGUUCAUGGCGACAGAUUAAUUGCAGGUUUGCCCCAGUGUUGUGAAAUUUUUCAUAAAUAUUGAAUGCAUAUCCUGAAAGAUAAGUGCUGGAAUGUGUGCCAGAAUAUCCAUUAUGACACAGUAUUAAAACUUCAGGUUCUAA
Brienomyrus brachyistius is the source of this 2548-nucleotide messenger RNA. RefSeq names its product cyclin-dependent kinase 20 (gene cdk20). NCBI's taxonomy places the organism in Eukaryota, Metazoa, Chordata, Actinopteri, Osteoglossiformes, Mormyridae. Gene Ontology annotation, molecular function: cyclin-dependent protein serine/threonine kinase activity; ATP binding. Gene Ontology annotation, biological process: protein phosphorylation. The record is from RefSeq and is a predicted model, not a curated record. Gene Ontology annotation, cellular component: nucleus. The transcript is spliced from 8 exons. Bases 166 to 1203 code for a protein of 345 amino acids.